AUGAUUUAUAGACGUGUGGAAAUCGAAACUGUAGAGUCAAUAGCGAAGAGAAAAGGAAUGGAAGAGGAGGAGUUGGCGAGGAUGGAAAAGAAAAUGGAUGGGAUGGAAGGAGAGGAAUGGCUGCGAUAUGUGGCGAAAGUGUGGCGAAUUGAGGAAUGGGCGGCGAAGAAGAAUCCUUGUGAAGUACGGAUUGCAAGGAAUGUGGAUGAGGGAUGGAGUGAUUCUCUUCCUGAAAAUGUUUGCGUUACGGGGUCUCUUUAUUUGUGUGGCGAUUUCUUGGAUCGCAUUCACUUUCACUUUUUUGUUUGUUAUAAACUAGAAACUGUGGAAUAA
This is a messenger RNA of Blastocystis hominis, 333 nucleotides long. RefSeq lists its product as hypothetical. The coding region runs from base 1 to 333 and encodes 110 amino acids. NCBI's taxonomy places the organism in Eukaryota, Bigyra, Opalinata, Blastocystidae. The transcript has a single exon. The record is from RefSeq and is a predicted model, not a curated record.